AUGAUGAGUGAAUUAAUUCUAAAAAGAGAAAGUUUCUGUCUAAAAUUAAAAAGAAUUGAAUAAGAAAGAAUAUUUAAAGAGAAAAGAUAAACAUUUUAUCCAAAAUAACAUUUAAUAGAACUCUUAAAAAAAAAAGAUUAAGAUUCAAUAAAUAAAUUAAUAUAUAUCAGUGAAGGUUCUAGACAAUAAAUUAUUGAAUUAAUUGAAGUAGGUGGAAUUUAAUAUUUUUUUGAUUUGCUUAAUUCUUCUUAAAAAGAUUUAGCAAUAGUUGGUUUAUCUAAUUUAUAUUCAUAAAAUUCUGUUAAAAUUUCAAGUUAAGAUUUAGUUCUUUUUGAAAUAAUAGAGAAUGAAGUUCAUUAAUAUUAAAAUAUAGAUUAAUUAGUAUAAAGACUAAGAUUUCUUAAUGUUAUAACAUUAUAUUUAGAAGAAGAAUUAGAAAUAAAAGAGAAAUAUUAUAAAAUAUUUUCUUAUUACUAAAAUAAAUAUCCAAAAAUUUUCAAAAUUUAGGAAGAGUGUUUCAAAGGAUUUUUAUCUUUAGUAUCUUUAUAAUAUGUAUAAAAUGAAAUUAUACAAAUAUGUUGUGAUAAUUUUAAUAAAGGUGUUGAUUAAAUUAUUAUUCAAUUACUUUAUUAAAUGAUUGAUGAUAAUGUAGAAUUUAUUACUCUUUUGAAUCAAAGCAUAUUCAUUUAAUAAUGUCCUCAUCAUUUAAAAAUAAAUCAUCGAUAGAAGUACAUAUUAGGUAUUCUUUAUUAUUACUCUUAAUAUUAUGUUGAGAAAAUAAUUAGUAAUAAUGAAUUAGUUGAAUAAAUAUUAGUCAUAUAGAAUACUAAUAGACAUUAAAGAUUAAUUCUUCUUUUACAUUAUUAGAUGUUAUUGAAAUGUCCUAGAGCAUUGUUUAUGAAAAUUUUUAAAGAAUUUGAUGUAAUUAACAAUUUAAAAGUUCUUUUAGAAACAUUUAAAUAUUAGGAAUAAAUUUUAUUAGUGAUUGCUCUUUUAAAAUAAACAAAACAAAAUCUAAUAGAAGAAUUAAUGCCUUAUUUGGAAAACUUAUUUUAAAAAUAAGAAGUAAAUGAGAGAAUUGCUCAAAAAUUAUAAUUAAUCUUAGGGUGA
This is a messenger RNA of Paramecium pentaurelia, 1110 nucleotides long. The record is from the annotation of a GenBank genome assembly. NCBI's taxonomy places the organism in Eukaryota, Ciliophora, Oligohymenophorea, Peniculida, Parameciidae.